Molecule: messenger RNA, 3943 nt
Organism: Anarrhichthys ocellatus (wolf-eel)
Lineage: Eukaryota; Metazoa; Chordata; Actinopteri; Perciformes; Anarhichadidae
Gene: cyp17a2
Product: cytochrome P450, family 17, subfamily A, polypeptide 2
Exons: 10
Coding region: 676-2253 (525 amino acids)
Biological process (GO): hormone biosynthetic process; progesterone metabolic process
Molecular function (GO): iron ion binding; steroid 17-alpha-monooxygenase activity; heme binding
Source: RefSeq, a predicted model, not a curated record
CAUUAAAGUGAAGCUUUAAUCUGAAGUCACUUCCAGAGCAGCAUCUAGUGGCCAAGAGAGGAACUGCAGCUUCAAGCUUCCACCGCUCUACGACUGUUUAUAACGUCCUCGUGAAGUCUCCAACGUUUGUGUUUGCACCCAACAAAUAACCAUGUGACCAAUCGGACAACGACGAAGACGAAGAUGAAGAAGAAAAGGAUGAAGAGACCCUCACUCUCUCUCUCUCUCUCUCAUGAACAGACUGUUAGAAAAGGAGGAUGGAAGGAUGUGCGGGGGCGAGGGAGGAGAGACUGUUGCCAUGGCGCUGUGCCACCUCCUGGUACAAAGAACACACACACACACAAGAUAUCCUCUAUUUUCUAUUCAACACAUUCUUCUUUCCUGUUAAAAUCCUGGCGCCUACAUUACCCACAAUGCAGCUCUCCCCCUGCAGAGGGCAGUGAAGUGAACAAAACAAGCUGAUGUUAAAAUGCAAUGAUGGAAAGUAACGAAGUACAUUUACUCAAGUGUUGUACUUCAGAGCAGUUAUGAGGUGGUACUUGUACUUUAUACUUCUUCCUUUUUCUUCUUCUUCUCCUUCAGUUAAACUACAGACUGAUUUUAAACGUAAGGACGUUCUAAACAUGCUGACGUCGUCUCUCUCUCCUCUGACCUGCAGCCUGAUAACACCAAGCCAUGUUCGCUCGUCUCCUCUCCUUUCUUCCUCCCAUUAUCUCCCCUCUCUCCCUCCCUCCCUCCUUCCUCCUCCUCAUCUUCUUCAUCGUUGCCGUGGUGGUCUUCUUCCUGAACCGAACUGGACCUCCGUCCUCUGGACCUCCGUCCCGGGGCUCCGUCCCGUGCCUGCCGAGGCUCCCCGUCCUGGGCAGCCUCCCCUGGUUGGGGGGAGGCCUCCCCCCUCACCUCCUCUUCACCCAGCUGGGCCGCAGGUAUGGGUCUCUGUUCGCUCUCUACCUGGGUCCUCACUACACUUUGGUGAUAAACAACCAUCAACACGCCAGAGAGGUUCUACAGCAGAGAGGGAGAGACUUUGCUGGACGUCCGAGCAUGGUGACCACCGACCUGUUGACCCGAGGAGGUAAAGACAUCGCGUUUUCAGACUACACUCCUCUCUGGAAGUUACACCGCCGCCUCGUCCACAACUCCUUUACUCUGUUUGGAGAAGGAAGCAGCCGACUGCAGGACAUCGUUCUGUCCUCGGUGGACAGUCUGUGUGCCGAGCUGUUGUCCGGCGGGCGGCGCGGCUUCGACCCGUCUGCCGCGGUGACACGGGCUGUCACCAACGUCGUGUGCACGCUGGUGUUCAGCGCCACCUAUCGCCACGGUGACGCCGAGCUGCAGGAAGUGAUGCGAUACAAUGACGGCAUCGUGCAGACGAUUGCCCGAGGAGGACUGGUGGACAUUUACCCCUGGAUGAAGGUCUUUCCCAACAAGUGUCUCAGUAAACUGAAGGACUGUAUCAUCGUCAGAGACCGACUGCUGUCACGAAAACUGGAGGAGCACAAGGCCUCGCUGAGUGACGGUGACCCCCGUGACCUUCUGGAUGCCUUGCUCAAGGGUAAGACAGACGGCGGUGUGAAGUCCUCGGGGUCUGAGGACGAGACGAUCACAGACGACCACGUCCUCAUGACGGCAGCCGAGGCGUUCGGAGCCGGAGUGGAGACCACGUCCACCACGCUGCUGUGGAUCCUGGUCUACCUGCUGCACCACCCAGAGGUGCAGGAGCGUGUGCAGAAGGAGCUGGACGAGCAGGUGGGCAGCGAGCGGGCGGUGUGCACAUCGGACCGCGGCCGGCUGCCGUACCUGGACUGCGUCAUCAACGAGGGCAUGAGGAUCCGCCCGGUGAGCCCGGUCCUGAUCCCCCACACCGCCAUGACCGACAGCAGUAUUGGAGGUCACUCUGUCCGUCGUGGGACUCGUGUUUUGGUCAACAUGUGGUCGAUCCACCACGACCCUCAACACUGGGACAGACCGGACCUGUUCAACCCAGAUCGUUUCCUUGACGACCAGGGCCAGAGGUUCUCCCCUUCCUGCUUCCUGCCGUUCGGGGCGGGACCUCGGGUCUGCGUCGGCGAAUCGCUGGCCAGGCUGGAGCUCUUCCUCUUCCUGUCCUCUCUGCUCCAGCGCAUGAGCUUCACGCAGCCGGACAGGGCCCCCCCGCCCAACCUGCAGGGGCGGCUGGGCGUGGUCCUGCAGCCGUUACCUUAUAAGGUCGUCGUUACUCCGAGGGCGGGGUGGGAGGGCGGGGCCAAGUGAAGAAAGGGGGAGGGGCAGAUAGUUGUGAAAACCUAAAACUUUUAUUGGCUCAAAUUAAAAAAAUAACAUUAAAAUCCAAAAUUCCGACUUUAAAAUGAUUUAAAAAUAUUUACACUGGUACUAAAAUAAUGUUACAAGUAUAGAGAGCUGCAGGUAUUAUCCUAAAAUCAGGAAAUUUCAGGAAUUCCUUAAAGUAAAGGUAAAAUACGUAGCUAAAUUUGUCAUGGAGUUAGCUUAAUUUGUUCCAUAAAAUAUUUUCCAUUUAGAGUAAGAAGAUGGAUGAUGUAAAGAGCUAAUUAGCGUCGCUAACGUCUGCGGCUAACAUGACUCAUUGUAAAUCUCUAAAAACAGUAAAGAAGCUAACGCUAGGCUAGCUUGUGGCUGCGCUGUUUCAACUUCACCCUUUUGUAGCUUCAUGCUAACACUAUGCUAACUAAUUCUAAGACACGCAGUGGAAUAUAAUCAAACCGAGUUUAAACUGAGCUUUAAACGUCAUUUAAAACAAGAAGUAAAUAUUUAGUGUGACUUCACGUGAUAUUUUUUAUAACCCAAAUGUUUUUUAAUCAAUAAAUAUCGAUUGAUCUCCAGUGUGGUGACAGUGUUUUCAUUAUCAGUGGAUGAACGGAGACAGUCAGGUGGUAGGUAGAUUUGACAGUUUUUAUUCAGUAUAUCGUCACACACUUUUAGAACAGGCUGGUUUAGUUAGGUCACACACACAUCCACACACAUCCACACACACACUAUUAAUUUAGUAUUACUAAUAAUUAGCGUCGUUAUUAUCGUAACAUUAAGGGAUUUUAAAGUCUCUUCUCGGCUUUCUUCCGCUCCUCCUGACAGAAACCUCAUGCAAACAGGAAGGACAGCAGAGAAGAGAUGACGAGAUAAAAACGCUCUUUAGACUAAAAAUAGAAGGAGCACACGGACAUUUCUAGUAAAUUAAAAAGUUUUGUCAAACACCACGGGUGAAGCUGCUUCCAAUCUCCUCAUGGGACAAGUGAAAGAGCCCAAAACGGUUAAAUGAGAACAGUUAAUGAGGCCAAGAUCCAAGAGUUGUCUAAAACCUUGACUGGGUUCACAUGUCAAUCCGGUCCUUUUCUCUGAUCUCAAGGUUUAAGGUGGAGAACUUUGUCUCGUGUUGGGUUUCAGAGUUAAAAAUGGGCAUUUUACCCUCAAAGGAACCAGCUCCGCCCCUUACCUACAUUUAUGGGUCGGUUGGACCUAGUCUGUUGUUCCAGUCUGGGUCGGUUGGACCUGGUCUUCUGUUCCAGUCUGGGUCGGUUGUACUGAAUCUGUUUCAGUCUGGGUCGGUUGGACCUAGUCUGUUGUUCCAGUCUGGGUCGGUUGGUAGUAGUAUUCUAGUUCGGGUCGGUUGGACCUAGUCCGUUGUUCCACUCUGGGUCGGUUGGUAGUAGUAUUCGAGUUUGGGUCGGUUGGACCUAGUCUGUUGUUCCAUUCUGGGUCGGUUGGUAGUAGUAUUCUAGUCUGGGUAGGUUGGACCUGGUCAUCUGAUCCAGUCUAGGUCGGUUGGACCAGGUCUGUACCAGUCUGGGUAAGUUAGACUAGGUCUGUUCAAGUCUAAAGCGAUUGGACAGGGGCUAUUCAAAUCUAGGUUGUUUGGACUUGUUUUGGGUUUAAGCUAGAUGUCCCAAGCUUUAGUAGAGGUUGAUCAACUUCUUAGUUAAAACCAAAU